Messenger RNA from Clarias gariepinus (North African catfish), 4868 nucleotides. It is a transcript of the gene nwd1, whose product is annotated as NACHT and WD repeat domain containing 1. Lineage: Eukaryota; Metazoa; Chordata; Actinopteri; Siluriformes; Clariidae. Gene Ontology annotation, molecular function: protein binding. The transcript has 19 exons. Bases 1 to 4863 code for a protein of 1620 amino acids. The record is from RefSeq and is a predicted model, not a curated record.
AUGGAUCUGAUGGAGCUGAGGGAGGCUCUGGGAGUCGAUGCACUGCGCGGACAUGACACAGGCACUCUGGACCCCCCAUCCAACCUGGUGCGCGUGUUCAUCAGCUCGACAAUUUCAGACCUCAACACUGAACGAAAUGCCUUUUGGGAAAAAGUCUAUCCUGAGUUACAAAGAUACUGUCAAAGUCUUGGCCUGGUCUUUGAGGUUGUGGAUUUCCGGUGGGGUUUGUGGGAUUCAGUCAUUGUUGAUCAUCUAACAACUGAGUUAUGCCUUCAGGAGAUACAAUCAUGUCAGAAAGUGUCGCAUGGACCUUGUUUUAUUGCUUUGGUUGGCAGUCAGUAUGGACACAGGCCCAUUCCACGCCUCAUAUCAGAGACUGAGUUUGAGUUACUGCUCUUAAAACUUUCCCAUGAUCAAGAAGGCUUGACAGUACUUAAGAAAUGGUUCAUCAAGGACGAUAACUCAGUACCCCCUAAAUAUGUCCUUCAGCCAAUCACCACACACUAUCCUUAUUACAAUGACGUAAAACCUGAGGCUAGACCACAGCAUGAUGCAGAUAUUUUGUCUUGGAAUCUCACUGAAGCUCGGUUAUUGCAACUAUUAUGCAGUGCAGCUCUGCAAGCUGAGAAGGAUGGGGACUUAAGUGCAGAGCAGAAACACAAUUUCUUCAUGUCACUGAUGGAAAGGGAGAUGGAGCAGAGUUUUCUGUCUUCACAAGACCAGAGGAAGACAACGUCUGUCAUCUUUGUCAGGGAUCUACCUCAUUUGAAGAAAAGUGAAAGCCAUAAGCAUGCCAAGUUCUUGGAUGUUACAGCUGAUGGUCUCUUAGAUACUGAGGCUCAGGAACUCUUGAACAAUCUCAAACUGCGUAUCUCCAGUGCCAGUUCAAGUCAUCUCACCUUAGAGCUUAGUAAAAAUGCUAUGGAUGUGAAUCGUAAGGAGCACAAAGAGUAUUUGGAGAGAUUCUGUAAACAGAUUAUAUGUCAGAUUAAGGACAGGAUUGCUAUGCAAACUGCUCCACCAAUAGCUCCAGAGUGGCUGUGGCUUCAACAGGAGCUUUAUCAUCAUGCAAAGCUAUGCAAAUACAAGUGUGCUAAUUUCACUGGAAGAGAUGGUCCACUAGCAAAGCUCUGCCUCACAAUGUGGGAGACGAGAAACAUACAGCAUGUGCCGCUCGUAGUCUACGGACCUCCAGAAGUUGGUAAGACUGCUCUACUGUGUAAACUUGCCCAUGAGGUGCGGACUGGUCUUGAUCCACAAGCUGUGGUUGUUCUCCGUCUCCUCGGAACAUCUCCCAUCAGCACAGAUGUAGACUCUGUCCUAAAGGGAAUUUGUUUACAGGUUUGUGGAGCUUUGGGACUGGCAGCUCCCAGCCCACAGACUGCAAACACACAUGAGAAGUUGGUAAUGUUCUUCCAUGCCAUACUACAGAAAGUGUCUGAAGAUGGAGAAACAUUAGUUAUUAUCCUGGACUCAUUGGAUGACCUCUCACGGGCAAACAAUGCCCAUAAAUUGCACUGGAUACCUAAAGAAAUUCCUCCAAAUGUACAUUUUGUAGUGUCCACCCUACAUGACAUGUCUCCUUUAAAAAGACUGAAAGCUUUACUUCGGGAUGAUAAAUGUUUCUUUGAAGUAGAACCGCUGAAUUGUGAUCAAGGGCAGGACAUCAUUAAUGACUGUCUGAAUGUUGCUGGGAGAAAAAUUGCACCUGAACAAGCACAUGCUAUCAUUGGUGGCUUCCAAAAGAGCGGAAGCCUUUUACAUCUAAGGCUUAUGGUUGACAUGGCAAAGCAGUGGUCAUCCUACACCUCCACAUCUGAUAUUCACCUUGGCAGCUCGGUGCAGGAAUUAAUUUCAUUGUAUCUCCAGACACUGGAAAAAAAACAUGGCGAGAAGCUCGUCCACCAUGCUUUGGGUUAUAUUACCUUAUCAAGACGUGGCUUGUCAGAGGCAGAGCUACGUGACAUCUUGUCUGUAGAUAAUGAUGUUCUGGCGGAGGUCUACCAGAGCCGGCUUCCCCCGAGCCACACACUAAUACGCUUUCCUCCUCUUCUUUGGGCUCGCCUCAGAUAUGAUCUAAAAGAUCACCUAGUGGAACGUUGGGAAAAUGGCAUUAUUGUGUUAGUGUUCUUCCAAAGGCAGUUUACUGACAUUGUGAAGGCAAGGUACUUAUCUGUGGAGCACCGAGUUCAAAUGCACAGCGUACUCAGUGAAUAUUUCUUAGGUCAGUGGAGCCAAGGCCAGCUUAAACCCAUACUUCUGUCAUCGCUGAGUACCCAACUGAAUGCUGACAGAAAGGUCCCUCAUCAGCCCAUAUGGUAUGCUGAAGGAAUAGCCAAUCUCAGAAUGCUGCAUGAACUGCCUUAUCAUCUUACACAUGCAGGCCACUGGGAGGAACUGCGUCACUCUCUGCUCGGCAAUUUGGACUGGUUGUAUUGUAAGACUCUCAGCUGUGGCGUGGUCAGCGUGAUUCAGGAUCUUUCACUCUGUGUUGACAUCAUAGACUGUCCUGAGAUCCAGCUGAUCAGGGACUGCUUUCUACUGCUUAAGCCUACCUUAGAUUUCAUUGAUGGACACACAGACUCAGCGAUUCUGUUUACUGAGAUCACUGCCAGGCUUCAGGCUCUAGCUCCUGGGUACCCUUCGCUGAUUGGACGAUUAUGCUCGCAGUGCGAUGAUUGGUUCGCGUCCUAUGCAGACCCUGUGCUUGUGCCCAAGAGUGGCUUCUUACAACCCCCUGGAGGGCCUUUGAUAAACUCCCUCAGUGGUUCUGCAAAAGGGAUUACUGCAGUAGAUCUGUAUUUGCAGACAGACUUACUGAUAGCAGGUUCAGUCGAUGGAGAGUUGGUUGCUUGGGACCUAAAGUGCCUUAAGAUGCUACAUACAAUUGCAGGACACACAGGUGCAGUGCAGUCAGUGAAGCUUUUAAAUAAAGGUGAACACUGCUUAUCUACUGGACUUGAUGGCUCUAUUAGGAAAUGGAAUCUGCUCACUGGAAAACAGUUCUACUGCAUUCCAGCUGUGGUCUCGGUACAACCCUGGCCUUCUGAUCAGAUCCUUGUGCUUGAGCCUAAAGCAAUGGUCUUGUCAAACACACAGGGUCAAGUCAAAUCAUGGAAUUUGGACACUGGAGAGCUUCUUUAUGAAGUUGACAUAAAAGGGGAAUGCUCAAUCCUUAGCGCACUGGGGGUGGAAGUGGCAGUCAUGUCCAGUGAUGGCCAAAUCUGGAUCGUUGAUUCAGACACCGGCCUCGAAAAAUCGUACCAUAAGCUUACUGGUACCAUAAGCUUACCCUGUGUUCAGGAUUUCACUGUAUCCAGUGUGCAUUCACUCCCCCGACAUGGAAAACUCCUCAUUGCAUCUCAGGAGUGCUCACUGAAUAUGGUCUCUGCUAAUGGUUUACUAUCUGAUGUUGAGCUUCCUGCACCUGCUUCAUUUAUGUGCACUUCAGAAGAUGAAACCAUUCUUUUUACAGGAUGUGAAAAGACCCUGGUUGUGCUGCAUGUGAAUCCAAACUCUGUGCAAAAAACCCAGGAGCUCCAACAUGAAGCCACAGUCUUAUCAGCUGCUUCAUUUAGCCAGGGAAGUAAAGUCGUUACUGGAUCUCAGGAUCAAAUCAUACGGGUUUGGGGUUUAGUCACCGGACACCUCCUUGAUUCCUUCAGUGGUAUGGGAUCUCCUGUUACCUUCGUGUCUGUAUACAACAAUAAAGUCAUUUCAGCAUCAACCAGGUCUGGUCACAUUAAACUCUGGCAACUAGAAUAUGAUCCCAAACACAAAAUCCAGACUGGUAUUCCUGCCAACUGCCCGAGGGUGGUAAUAUCCAAAGAUGGCAACACGGUGCAUUUUAUCCGAGAAGAAGCCCGAGCCAAGGUGUUUACAUGGAAUACUACUGAAGGUAUGUCCUCCGAUACAAUGGAUGUGUGCUCUGAGGUGUGUUGCAUGGAACUGGCACAACAGAAGCAGCUUCUCUUCUGCGGCCUCUGCACUGGUACCGUACUCAUCUACCCUUUAACCUUUCCCCAAGAGACCCUAUGCCUUCCUCCUCCAGAGAGCCUGCCCACUGUGCUCAGCAUGGCCAUCAGUCCGAGGGAAGAUAAGAUUGCUGUGGCCUACGAGGACAUGGUGUGCUUGUUUGAGAUCACAGCAAGAGACAGCUUCCCAUGUGUCGAGGGCCCAAUCCAUAACUACUCACUCUCUCUGCUUCACUCACCUGUAUCAGCUAUGGGUUUGCUGCCUGACUGUAGACUUUUGUAUGGCACAUUUGGAGGGGAGGUGGCAAUCUAUGACUUCAAGAGUGGCAUGGCGGCAGAGCUGGAUCACCAUGGGUCUGCUAUCACCUGCAUCGCACUGAGUAACUGGGAUAAACACGCUCUGGUAGGAUCUGAGGACUGCGUCCAAAAACUUUGGAAUUUGAGUCCUGUGCUGCUGGAUCAUACAAUGGAGUACAAGGGUUUCUACUUCGAGGGCAUUCUGUGUGCAGCCUUCUCUGUGAACGACAAGUAUGUGUUCACUGGUUCUCGGGACAAAACCAUCAAAGUCUGGGAUGUGUCUACUGGAUACCUUUUAUACAUCCAGUACGUUUAUGCUGCAGUCAUCAGGAUUACACCCUACAAGGAUGGGUUUGUAGCCAUUUCACAGCUUGGCUCUUUCAUCAAAGAAGGCUUCCGUUGUCCAAACACACUGACUCAAGGCUACAACCCGCUCCGUAACUUCAGAGCUCACUAUCGCGUUACUUCACGUGAGAGGAGUGGAGAGGCUCCUCACUCUGGGAUUACAGGGCUCCAUAAUUACAAUCCAGCUCAGUUUAACUUCAUGAACAUAAUCAAGACUAAACAGUCCAGCACAUGUGUCCUUUUGUAAUGAAC